GGUAUGAGGAAAAAGCAAGGUUUGAAUAAUGUUCCCACUCCUUUAGUUUACUGGAUUCUCUCUCUCUCACACACAAACACGUCGGUCUCUCUCUCUCCCCUCUUUUCUUUAUAUAUUCCAUCCAUUAGCAUAGGCAUAUAUAGCAGUUGGUCCUUUUUCUUCUUAAGCUCGUCUGAAUUUUCACUAAUAUAAAUGGGCGAUCACUCAAUAGUUGAAGAAAAAGGCGACGAGAGUGAGAGUAUGAAUCCCAGCAGCUCCACCGCCUUGGAUAUUUACCCUCUCAGCUGUUACUAUUUCGGCUCCAAAGAUUCUGUUUCUCUCAACACCGAGACCCUCGCCGAUCGCCUUCUUCGCCUCAAAGCUAACUAUGAUGCCUAUGGAAUGAGGAGCUGUGUGGCUGCGGUGAUUGUGGUAGAACUUUUCAAACACCCCCAUCUCUUGUUGCUGCAAGUGCAGAACUCCAUCUACAGACUUCCUGGUGGUCGUGUACGACGAGGUGAAUCAGAUACUGACUGCUUAAAACGCAAGCUCUCAAGCAAGCUAUCUGCUGGUGAAGAUGGCCGUGGUCCUGAAUGGGAGGUUGGAGAAUGCCUUGGUAUGUGGUGGAGACCUGACUUUGAGUCCCUACUUUAUCCGUAUUUGCCACCAAACAUAAAGAGGCCUAAAGAGUGCACUAAACUCUAUCUUGUGAAGUUGCCACCAAGCAGAAGGUUUAUCGUACCUAAGAACUUCAGACUUCUUGCUAUCCCGUUGUGCCAACUUCAUGAGAACGAUGAGACUUAUGGUCCGAUAAUCUCUGGAGUUCCGCAGUUGCUAUCCAAAUAUUCCUUCAACUUCAUAGAACCUUAAGAUUGUGAGUUGAAAGGGGCAAUAUAAGGUUUGUGGAUUUGGUGUUUUGUUGACAAAAAAAUGUGUUUAAUGUGAAUUUAAUUGGGAGUGCACUUGUACUGUUGUACGUAUAGUUAGUGACGAUUUGGAUAUAGUCACAGUUUUUUAUCAUAGUGUUUUUUGGGGUUAGUUGUGUAUAAUUCGAUGUAGCUCUCUUUGAAUUAUACACCAGUUACAUGAUUAUCAUGAUUUACACCUGCAGUCUUACUGGCA
This is a messenger RNA of Salvia miltiorrhiza (redroot sage), 1101 nucleotides long. RefSeq names its product pre-mRNA cleavage factor Im 25 kDa subunit 1. NCBI's taxonomy places the organism in Eukaryota, Viridiplantae, Streptophyta, Magnoliopsida, Lamiales, Lamiaceae. Gene Ontology annotation, cellular component: mRNA cleavage factor complex. The coding region runs from base 193 to 849 and encodes 218 amino acids. Gene Ontology annotation, molecular function: mRNA binding. The transcript has 7 exons. The record is from RefSeq and is a predicted model, not a curated record.